AUGAAUUUACCAAUUGAAUUGAAAAAUUACGAUAUCCAGCUUACCUUAACCGGAAAUACCGCAAUUCCUAUAAAUCCUCCCGUUAAAAGCCCACCAUUCCGACCAACUCAAAUUAACGAGGCCUUUAGAUUCACUUUAACCGAUUUUAAGGUCCCUUUUGAUACGAUCACAAAUUACUAUUGUGUACUGGCAUACGACGAUUGGAGUCGUUAUACAGGAAUUCCAGGAAGCGAGGAUGUGGUUCUUGGAUCUGCCAAGAUCGAACCU
Ambispora gerdemannii is the source of this 267-nucleotide messenger RNA. Lineage: Eukaryota; Fungi; Glomeromycota; Glomeromycetes; Archaeosporales; Ambisporaceae. The record is from the annotation of a GenBank genome assembly.